AUGAAUACCACACCGGAGCAGAUCCUCAACAUUGAGGAUGCACUGGUAUCGGAGGCCAACCCCGCACGCCUCAAUGGCCCCCUCGAUUACGAGCGCUGUGCGGGGCUUCACAACUACCUGGUUGCGUAUGGAUGGAUGGCCCGCCACGGACAAGAAACACCCAAUCUCGAUGAGUUAGCUAGUCAGCCAUCCAUUUUCGCAGACGAAGAUACGCAGGCUGUUCGCGAACGACUCCACCCGUCAGUGAAUUCCUUCCUGGAUUUGAUAUUCUCGCCUGAGCCAGGCUUCUUUUACUGGGUGAAUCAUAUUUCAAUGCAAUUGGUCGACGACAUCUUUCCAGAUGAGGAAAACGACCUAGACAACCUAGAACGAUUUGUUGUUAUUUACGGCACUCUGCACCGCGCUGCUUUCCCAAUGACCCUUGAAAAUCUGGAUAGCGUGGAGCCGAUCGAUGAGCAUGAGGAUAUGUGGUUUCCACUGGAAACGAUCCUUACAAACUGGAUUUAUAUGCUUCGAAUCGGUAAAAUCACAGCCGAUUCAUCAGAGGGGAAAGCGCCCGAAGAGCUGUCAAGGUCCCGAUCGCAAAUCGGGCUUUGGUCUUGGCUUCCAUAUUCUCCUAGCCAGAUCGAUAGUACUGUGGCUGCUAUAGAUCGCUACUCGGCAGCUAUCGAAGCUAGAAUGCCCUCCGGAUCACUUUUGCCUAUCUCUAGAGGUGCGCCGCUUUUCACAGAUGUAGAGCUCGAUGCGGCAUCUAUACCGGAGGAGUGCUUUAUUCGGUCGGUUCUGACGAGAAUAAAGACUCCCCGUUUCAAAGCUAUUGCACCCGGCUUGGAGGUUCCGCACGAUACCGUGGCUUUCACGGCUCGGCAGAGGUUUACAGGGGUACCACGCGAACAGGAGGAAUGGGGCAAGAAUAUCCCGCCCGUCCUACUUUUCGCAGCUGUAGAUAGCAGCCGCACAGUCAGCUUUGGAAAGGAGAUUCGAUGGCUUUUCCUUGGGCCAGAAGAUGACGUACCGUUCAACGAGAAUGAUCUUAUCCCUGUGGGUCUGUAUAUUGAGUCAGUACGCCGGUGCGAAUAUGAUACUGAGGAGGCGGGCUUCCGUCUACUACUACCGUUUCGAGCUCACAGUGAAGCGAGAAUGAGUGAUGGGACAUCAAUUUCGCCAAAUUCCGUAACACAGCUCUUUCAGCAUGGCAUUUUUCAUCCGUUUGGUGGUGAAAGGCGGGCUCAGAGAUUGGAGAGGCUGAUAGACCGGUGGAGAGAAUUAGUAGAGAGUGGUGUUUGGACGGUCGGAAGAGACGGUGUGGAGGGAACAAUUGAUAAAUUCUAUACUGAUAGUGCGAUCGAUUAUUGGAUUGCUCCUGACUGGUAA
Molecule: messenger RNA, 1374 nt
Organism: Penicillium mononematosum
Lineage: Eukaryota; Fungi; Ascomycota; Eurotiomycetes; Eurotiales; Aspergillaceae
Exons: 2
Coding region: 1-1374 (457 amino acids)
Source: RefSeq, a predicted model, not a curated record